Messenger RNA from Gambusia affinis (western mosquitofish), 6726 nucleotides. RefSeq names its product crystallin beta-gamma domain containing 2 (gene crybg2). The transcript is spliced from 24 exons. Lineage: Eukaryota; Metazoa; Chordata; Actinopteri; Cyprinodontiformes; Poeciliidae. Bases 65 to 6325 code for a protein of 2086 amino acids. The record is from RefSeq and is a predicted model, not a curated record.
CUGCUCAAAGAGCAGCAGCAGCAGCAGCAGCUGUCAUCUGCAGCAGCAGCCUGAAGCAGCCGACAUGGAGGAGAAGAAGAAGAAGAAGUCCUCCAGGAAGUCUUUGAGAACUCUGUUCUCCAGAACCGAACCGGUUCCGGACGAGUCUGCGCAGAAACAGCACGACAGGAAGAAGUUCAAGUUCCCGAAGCUGAAGAUGAAAACGAAGAUGGAGGCAGAGAGGCAGCAGGAGGUCCGGACUCCAGAGGACGACGACAGUCUGGCCUCCCUGAAGAAGACUUCCUCUGUCUGCGCCACCGAGUCCAGGUCAAAGGUUCUCCUCAGUUACUCGGACUUGGAUCUCACGUCUCCGCGUCGUUUUGCUUCGUUCUCUUUCGGCCUGAGGAAGAGGAGGAGGAGGGAUGAAGAGGAAUUCUCCAGGAGCGCCUUUGGUCUCCAUAGCAACCAGCUGGAGGAGGAGAACCCCGUCUCUCGCCUGGAUCUGGACCGGGCCGACCCGAAAACCCGGUUCAGUUUGUCUCAACCCGAACUCGAUACCAGCGGAACCUUCGACAUCCCGUCUCCCCCUGCCCCGUCCUCCAACCGGGCCGAACCGCUCUCCUUCACUGCAGGGUCGUUAACCAGAACCCGACCAGAACCGGAGGAGAUUCUCUCCAACAGAACCUCCAGAACUCUGAUCACCUCCAACCCGGAGUUUCCGGUUCCGACGGCCCGAACACACGUCCCGACUGUUCCCGACCUCCGGUCCAAACAGGCAGAACCAGGUGCGGACCAGAACCUCACCUCAUCCACUGCAUCGAGAAACGGGGAUGGUUCUGAUGGUCCGAGUCCGGAUCCAGAACCUCACGGUACCUCAGGACCCCGGACUGUGGUUCUGGAGCAGCGGACCGGUUCCUCCAGGCGGGACUCGGGUUCAACUCUGGGCGAACCGGAACCUGAAGAAGCGUUAACACUCUCUAUGAUCCCAGAACCGGAACCGGGCAGCUCCGAACCGAACCCGACGGUACCAGGUGAAGGUACCAAGCUGGACCUAAAAGUAACAGUUGAACUUUCUGAACUGGACCCGGCAGCACCCGCUGAAGGUUUUGACCCAGAACCAGCUAAAUGUUCUGAUCCAGAACCGAACCCACCGGUACCAGCUGAAAGUUCUGUACUGGACCUGAUGGUACCUGCUGUCUCAGCUGCAGGUUCUGACCCUGAACCGGACGCGGUGGUACCGCCUGCCCGCCCUGGUUCGGGUCGGGAUUCGGUGUUCGGAACUCUCUAUAAUUCUCUGUUUCCUCCUCGGUUCUUCCUGGUUCGGUCUCCAGACCGGGUCCCAGAACCAGAACCGCCUGGGGUCCAGACCCUCCCUCUACUGUCACCGGGCCCCGGCGCAGGUUUUUCCGGUUCUACUGAAACCAAACCGAGCCGUGUGAUUCGGGUUCGGACCGCUUCUCCGGUUACCGCAGAGUCUCCGGGGACUGACUCUCGGGUUUCCGGCUCUGAACCCAGACUGGUUCCGGUCGGACGGCCGAUCGCAGCAGACUGCUUGCCUCCGGAUCGCGGAAUGAACGUUCAGGACUUCUCCGAACCUCCCGAACCGGACCGGGCUCUGAGUCCGGCCUACCUAAGCGUCGGUUCGGACGACGGCGGAGAGCUUUACUUCAGCGCCCCGGAGGAAACCCCGGAGAGCGGAGAGGAGGCGGACCUGCGGGACGGCGGGGGGGAUUUUGAGACCCCCAGAGGUCAGAGGUCAGAGGAGAAAGCAGAAACAGCCUCGGCACAGGUGAGAGUGUGGGAGGAGCCGGAGCCACCGGUUCCGCAGGUAAACAGGCUGCAGGAAUGCGGCUCGGCCCCGCCCGCCGCCGGUGCGCCGGCGGAGGGAAACCAGGCCGCAGAAACCGAAGAUUCCGCUCAGAAAGCCCCGAACCUGCCGGGACCGGUUCUGGUUUCUGACCCCAGGAGAACCGAGGAAAUCCGAGAGGAGCUGCGAGUCCGGCCGCCAGGAGAGGAAGAGGAGGAGGAAGAGGAACGCGCCUUCACGCGUCCUGCAGCGGGGGGGACGCCUGACGCCGCCGGCCGUCCCGAGGGGGCGGGGAUCAGAACGAGCCGCGUUAACGGAGCCGCCGCCACGCAGCGACAGGUGUCAGACCUGACGUCGGCUCUGGACGGACGUAGACCGCCUGGACCGCAUCCCGCCCGCGCCGCGGCUCAUCUGGACGGCAGUUGCCAGCCUCCAGAACCAGAACCAGAUGACAGGAUGAGUUCAGGCUACAGCAGCCUGAGCACCAAGCUGACCCUGAAGAACCCGUCUCCUCCCAGAGAGGAGGAACCCAAACCCCGCUUCCACAAAGUGUCCCUGGUUACCAUGGAAACCAGCAGCACACCCGAGCCAGACGAUCCGGAACCAGAGUACAAGUGGAAGAACCGUUUUCAGGGUGUGACUCAGUUUAAAUCCAGCAGGUCCCCCCUCCCUGAAGACAAUGAACCGUCCUCACGCUUCAGCUCCUCAGACAGCUCAGUGUACUUGAGCCCCGCUGGAGGCGGGGAGUGGAGGCGGAGCCUGCUGGAGGAGGGGGAGGAGUCAGCUGCUCCUGCAGGUGAAGAGGACGAGCUGCUGAAAGGAGAGACGGAGUGGAGGAAGUCGAGGUGGGAGCUGGAGCCGCUCUCUGAUUCCUCCUGCAGCACCGAAGACAAAGACUCCUCCUUCUUCACCGGAGUCUUCAAGGCCACCCUGGUGGACCUGACCCCUGACCCCCCAGCCUCUCCUGACCCUCCAACGUCCCCUGACGUCGACUCCCCCGUCAACGACAUGGACAGCCUGGUGGACACCCUGAGGAGCAUGGGGCCCUCUCAGAGGCCCCGGAGCACCGGCGUGCGAGCAGCUCCUCCUCCACUGGUCUCCACCCUGUCCCCCAUCAGAGAGGACACAGGGAACCCCGUCAUCUCCACCCUGUCCCCCAUCAGAGAGGACACAGGGAACCCCGUCAUCUCCACCCUGUCCCCCAUCAGAGAGGACACAGGGAACCCCGUCAUCUCCACCCUACCCCCCAUCAGAGAGGACGUGGGUAGUCCCUUUGUCCGUAGCACCCCCCAGAGGACAGAGGAGCCCCAGAACCAGCUGUACACCCUGCCAUUGGACCUGGGCCUGAAGAGGAACGUGUCCAGAGACGCCCGCUCCCCGAUGGAACUGAUGAAGAUCCAGGAGCUGACUUCCUCGCUGCACAACGGGAACGGCACUCCUUCGUCUCCCACCACCGGCUCUCGCCUAGACAACAGUGUCCUGUUCAGCUCUUACCGCUCCUCAAACUUGGACCUGAAGUUGGAAAACGGCACGGCCCACCGACCGCCGUUCCGCUCCCUGCCGGACACAGGAACCCUGGGAAUGAGACUGAGCGAGACUGGUGAGGCGGGGCCUGUUGGGGACGCAGCGGGGUCCCGACUGGAGCGCCUCUCCUUCCUCGUCAACUCCUCUUCAUCCCUGAAUGGAGACGCCGGCCCCUCCAGGAUCAGCCGAUCGCCCUCCUUGAUCCUAGGCUCCCCCACCUCCAACAGCCCCACCCGUUUGCUCAGCCCCACUGGCUCCAUCGACCCUCACCGGGCCCCCACCAUCUCAGAGCCCCACCCGUUCAGCCAGGGGCCUGGGGUCCUACGGAGGAGCCUCAGCUAUGAGGGGCUAUCACAGGCAUCCCUGUUCAGCAGUCUGUCUGGAGGGCCACAGUUCAGCAGUUUGUCUGGAGGGCCACAGUUCAGCAGUCUGUCUGGAGGGCCACAGUUCAGCAGUUUGUCUGGAGGGCCACAGUUCAGCAGUCUGUCUGGAGGGCCACAGUUCAGCAGUUUGUCUGGAGGGCCACAGUUCAGCAGUCUGUCUGGAGGGCCACAGUUCAGCAGUUUGUCUGGAGGGCCACAGUUCAGCAGUUUGUCUGGAGGGCCACAGUUCAGCAGUCUGUCUGGAGGGCCACAGUUCAGCAGUCUGUCUGGAGGGCCACAGUUCAGCAGUCUGUCUGGAGGGCCACAGUUCAGCAGUCUGUCUGGAGGGCCACAGUUCAGCAGUUUGUCUGGAGGGCCACAGUUCAGCAGCGUUCAGGCGGGGUCCCGGCUCCAGAACCAGAAAGAUGAACCAGACAGCAACCUGAUGUCCAAGUAUCGAGCCUUCCCAGAUGCCUAUCUCACCAAGGAGAAGGAACACGGGAAGCUGAACCCGCGACCAGGAAAGAUUUAUAUCUUUGACCGGCCAGGAAUGUGCGGCCGCAGGAUGGAGAUCCGCGGAGACGUCAUGGACGCCACGUCCUGGGAGCUGCAGGACACCAUCUCCAUCAGGGUGGUCCGAGGAGGGUGGGUUCUCUAUGAAAAGCCCAACUUUAAAGGGGAGAAGAUCGCCCUGGACGAGGGAGACGUGGAGCUUACCGGUCCCUUUAGCCCACCUGAGGAGGCGCUGCAGAACAGACAGGAAGAAGAGAAGAAGAACGGAGAAACGGAGGAGCACAUCGAGGAGAAACCGACCCAGAAGUUCAUCAUCGGAUCGAUUCGCAGAGCGGUCAGGGACUACAGCGUUCCAGAGAUCUGUCUCUUCCCAGAGGAGAACGCGGAGGGGAAGAAGGUGGUUUUCCGGGACACGGCGGAGGACGCCAGGAUCUUCGGGUUUCCCAUCAAAGCCAAUUCCAUCAUCGUGAACGCCGGGCUCUGGCUGGUCUUCGCUCAGCCCUUCUUCCAGGGCGACCCUCGCAUCCUGGAGGUGGGGGGCUACUCUACCCCUGCGGCCUGGGGCGUGGAGCAGCCCUAUGUGGGCUCAGUGCAUCCCCUCAAAGUGGGAGAACCUCGGGUGGAGAACAUGAGCCAACCCAAGAUGGUGAUCUACGAGAAGCCGUACUUCUCUGGGAAGUCCAGGACCAUUUCCUCCAACAUGAGGGACUUCAUGAGCCGGACGGACCGCCAGCAGAACCUCUUCAUGGCCAGCCUGGGCUCCCUGAAGGUCCUGGGAGGAAUCUGGGUGGGAUACGAGAACGAAGGUUUCCGCGGUCACCAGUACCUGCUGGAGGAGGGCGAGUACCAGGACUGGAGGGUGUGGGGGGGCUGCGACUCCGAGCUGCGCUCCGUUAGGAUCAUCCGGGCGGACCUGACGGACCCAGUGAUGGUGAUGUUCGAGCAGCCUGAGGAGGAGCAGGGCGUGACGGAGGAGAAGACCUUCGAGGUGACGGAGGCCAUCCCUGACGUAGAGCUCUUCGACUAUAAAACCUCCACCCGCUCCAUCCACGUCCUCAGCGGAGCGUGGAUCGCCUACUCCCAUGUGGACUUCUCAGGGAACCAAUACAUCCUGGAGAAAGGCUUCUACAACAACUGUGCUGACUGGGGCUCCCAGGACACCCGGGUCUGCUCGGUCCAGCCCAUCUUACCGGCUCCAGCUGAAUCCUCCGGCCCCAGAGACGAGAUCAUUCUCUACUCUGAACCAGACUUCCAGGGCGAAUGCCUCGUCUUUCACCACAGCCAGGGGGCGCUGUCAGAGAAAUUCCUCACCGGGUCGUGUCGAGUGGUGAGAGGAAGCUGGGUCCUCUGUGAGAACAAGCAGUUCUCUGGGAACAUGUAUGUCCUAUCUGAGGAGGACUAUCCCAGUCUGACCAGUAUGGGCUGCCCCUCCAGCUGCUCGGUGCUCUCCAUCAAGCUGGUGCCGAUGACGCUGUCGGUGCCGUCCGUGUCUCUGUUUGGACUCGAAGGUCUGGAGGGCCGGGAGAUCACCACCGAGUCGGAGGUCACCAGUCUGGUCCAGGACGGCUUCAACGACCACAUCCUGUCGGUCCGGGUCAACAGCGGCUGUUGGGUUUUGUGUGAGCAUAGCAACUACAGGGGGCGCCAGUUCCUCCUGGAGCCGAUAGAAAUCACCAACUGGCCGAAGUUCAGCUCCCUGGACCGGAUCGGGUCCAUGUACCCCAUCAGACAGAAGCGUCACUUUUUCCGGGUGAAGAACAAGGAGAGCGGUCACUUCCUGUCUGUGCAGGGCGGGGUGGAGGAGCUGAAGUCGGGUCGGGUGGUGGCGGCGGCGGAGGUGGAGCCGCUGAGCGACAUCUGGUUCUACCAGGAGGGACGGAUUAAAAACAAGCUCUCUCCCUCCAUGUGUCUGCAAGUGAUGGGCAGCGUGGAACCGGCAGCCAAGGUGGUUCUGUGGAACGAGAGCCGGCAGCCGAUCCAGAAUUGGUCGGCGAAGAUGCAGGGUCCGAUCGGCAGCCUGACGUUCCCUGGAAUGGUGCUGGACGUUAAAGGCGGCAGAGCGUACGAUAAGGAGCAUGUGGUGGUGAUGCCAGAGAACGACGAGAGGCCGAGUCAGCAGUGGGAGAUCCAGCUGCUGUAGCCGGAAACCUGUGGCGCCUUUCUGGAGCUGCACGGUCUCCUGAAAGCACAGAGAGCGGCGGACCGGAUCUGAAAUGGUUUACAGGCAGCAGGAGGUUUUGUUACCAAAGAUACUCCCGACCUUCUGGUUGUGGUUCCACUGAGCUCCUGUAAAUGUUCUGCCUGGAUCGCUACACACCAACCAGCAGAACAGGAAUGUUUGCUCUCAGUAUGUUUAUAUGUACAUGUGUGUGGACGACGCUGCGGCCGGGUUCUUCCCAUUUUAUUAGCCUCCUACUGUUACAUUAACCUGCUUCAGCUCUGUUAAUAUUUGAAAUGAAAUGCAUUCAGUUGGAAGAUGUUGUACACCAGGGAAGGGUUUUAAAAUGUUAAAUAAACAAUAAAGCGAUUGUUAUUUUGUCA